Molecule: messenger RNA, 2052 nt
Organism: Eimeria mitis
Lineage: Eukaryota; Apicomplexa; Conoidasida; Eucoccidiorida; Eimeriidae
Product: Alpha amylase domain-containing protein, related
Exons: 15
Coding region: 1-2052 (683 amino acids)
Biological process (GO): regulation of transcription by RNA polymerase II
Cellular component (GO): nucleus
Molecular function (GO): transcription cis-regulatory region binding
Source: RefSeq, a predicted model, not a curated record
AUGGCUCGGCGGCGGGGGCAGCACGGCCUGAGGGAUACAUUGACGGACUUGGCGGGGGAUGUGUGGCACAGCGCGUUUCUGCCUGAGGCUUCUCCCGACAGCAGCAGCAGCAGCAGCUGCUGCUGCGGUUCUUCUUGCUGCUGCAGCAACAGCAGCAGCAGCAGCAGCAGCAGCAGCAGCAGCAGCGCGAGGCUUGAGCAGCUGCUGGUGUCUUUGCUCGGCAGCAGCGAGGAGACUGUGCGCAUGGAGGCGGUUAAGCUGCUUAAUGCCUUUUACGACAGGUGUCUAGGCCGCUGCUGCAGGACGGGGGUUUACUCUUACCACGCGCUGCAGUGGCAGCAGCAAAUAGAGAGCGAGGAGCAGCAGCAGCAGCUGCAGAUACACCUGGAGAAUAAAAAAGAAGAAUUGUUGCUGCUGAGGAAAGCAGCAAGCUUUAGAUCCUCAGAUAAAAAUCCUGUCUUUGCUGCUGGGGUUGCUGCUGCACCACCUCCUGCUGCUGCUGCUGCUGCUGCUGCUGCUGAUGCUGUUGCUGCUGCUGCAGCUGCUGCAGCAGCACACACACAAAGUACACACACAACCCCACGCCUCUCCCCAGCAAGGACCCCGACGCUGCAUCACCAGCAGCAGCAGCACCAGCAGCAGCAGCAGCAGCAGCAGCAGCAGCAGCAGCAGCAGCAGCAGCAGCAGCAGCAGCAGCAGAAGAGAAGCACGCUGUGGCUCGGCCGCGUUGACUUUGGGUUUUUUACUCGUUGUGGUUUUUACGAUUGGAGGAUAUGCAGAGCCAAUGAACAAGAGGGCACCUGGUCUGUUGUUGAGAGUGCUGGGAGGAGACAGGCAGCAGCAGCAGCUGCUGCUGCUGCAGCAGGAAGCAGCAGCAGCAGCAAAGGGCGACGCACAGCAGCAGCAGCAGCACAAGCCCUAAGACACCGCCAGCAGCAGCACCGGCCCCUCUCUGGAGCUGUUGUAGACGAAUGUUAUCCUCUGCAGGGGCGCGUCAUCGUGCUGCCCGAGGGUUAUCAAGAGCUGCAGCCCCACGAAAUUUUUGUUGAUCAGCACGAGGCCCAGUGGCACGAGGAGACAGGGGCUUUGACCCAGCGGGGUUCGUUCGAGAGCGUCGCCAGCAGCGCCAAGGGUUUCAGCGCUUCACGCAUAAAUUGUUUGUUUAUAAGUGGAGCUCAGGAGAGAGACACGGGGAUGCCUCUAUACACCCGCCUGGACGAUGUAACAUAUGAAAACCCUGAUGCUAGCCCCUUUGCUUCGCCUUGCCGCUCAGCCCCCUGCACUUUGUUGGGGGGUAGCCCAGGGUUUUCUGAGUUGGUGCAGGAAUGUCAUCGAGAAGGCAUGAGGGUUGUUGUUGAUGUUUCUACGAGGGUUUCUUCCUCUCACCCUCACCGCCACUACUUGCCGCUGAUGCUUAUGCACGAGGAUGCCGAGGGAAAAGCCAACUUUUUUUAUGGAGGCGAAACCAGGGGUAUCAAGCGUGGAGAGACAGCUCUGCUAAACUACAGAAAGGUAGCGAGCUGGAACCGCUUUGUGUUGGAUGUUUUGGCUUGGAUUAAGAGAUUCGGUAUCGAUGGUUUGAGGCUCCUCAACAGCAACAGCGCGCCGGAGGUUUUGGUGGCGAAUGAAACCGCUCUAAACCGCCGCGAUGCCGACGGCCAGUCUGCGUAUUCACCAGAAGAAAUCAUCACGGGCCAGGUGGUGGUGCCAGGCACAAACAACAUGACGGGGUAUUGGAGUCUAGCGAAGUCUCCUCGCUUCUACCCAAACCCUUUCCUUAUCAAGUAUGCGGCGAGUCUCCUCUGUCUCAUCGGCCCCGUUUCUGUUCUUCUUGCUCUGCUGCUCUCCCGGAGCGGCCACGUCUCUGUGGCUUCGCUUUUUAAAACCCUCGGCAAGCAGCACGCAGCAAUGCCUCCAGGUGGAACGUUGCUGCAGCUCUCGUGCGGGCCAGCGUCCCCGUUGCCUCUGCUUUCAUACAAAAAAGCAGCGAGGGUUUACCAGGACCUCUUGUGUUUUCUCCCUGACUCCUUCGUGACAGGUAGCAAACCCUAA